Andrographis paniculata is the source of this 2643-nucleotide messenger RNA. Its product is annotated as zinc finger BED domain-containing protein DAYSLEEPER-like. Gene Ontology annotation, molecular function: DNA binding; protein dimerization activity. The record is from RefSeq and is a predicted model, not a curated record. NCBI's taxonomy places the organism in Eukaryota, Viridiplantae, Streptophyta, Magnoliopsida, Lamiales, Acanthaceae. The transcript is spliced from 3 exons. The coding region runs from base 389 to 2497 and encodes 702 amino acids.
UAAUAUAUUUUUGUUUUCCGCCAACAAAAAAACCCUAUCGCUUACGACUCUCGAUUUCGAACCGAUCCCCAAGUUCCAUCUCUCUCCAGGUCCAAUUGCAAGCCCAAUUUGCCGAUCGAGGGUCUCGGCCUUCGGAACCCUAGAUCUCAGACCUCGGAAUCGCGCCGUUCCGGCGUGGAUUUGCUGCCAGAUCUUCUUCUUUUCGCUGAUGAAUAUUGCUGUUCAGUUCAAGUUUCUGGGUAGAUGGGCUUUAGAUUUGAUAUUCUUGAAGCCCAUGGCUUGUGAUGAAGCACCAAAUCUGUUUUCCCUUGUGUUUUUGUGUCGCUAACUUGUUCAUAGGCAUCCUGUGCUGUUAAAGGAGAUUAGCUAAGAUUUUCAGGCAGCCAAGAUGGAGAUGGAAAACCAGGAUGUGGUAAUGAAUAAUGAGCUUGUUCCUAUGGAUACACAAGGCAUUGAGUCAGAAAUGCAACUUGAUAUUUUAGAGCCUCAGCCUGCCUAUAUGGAGAUGCCAGAGGGUAAUACUGAAACGACGCCGCCUACCAAGAGGAGGAAAAAGAAGUCGGUUGUGUGGGAACAUUUCACCAUCGAGAAUGUUGGUCCCGGAUGCAGGAGGGCUUGCUGUAAGCAAUGCAAACAGUCAUUCGCAUACAGCACAGGGGCUAAGGUAGCUGGUACGAGUCAUCUCAAGCGUCACAUUGCAAAGGGGGCUUGCCCGAUGGUGUUGCGCAAUCAGGAGAAAAAUCAGAUCACCCCAUACAGUGCUCCUUCAAAGAUUAGCACAUUUACUGACACACCAAAACGACGCUAUCGACAAGCAAGCAGCGUACCUUUAAUGAACUUUGAUGCAGAUCGGUGCCGACAUGAGAUUGCUAGGAUGAUUAUUAUGCAUGACUAUCCCCUUCACAUGGUGGAACACCCUGGUUUUGUGGCCUUUGUUCAGAAUUUACAGCCUCGUUUCGAUAUGGUCAGCUUUAAUACUGUUCAGGGAGACUGUGUUGCAACUUAUUUGAGGGAGAAACAGGUCAUUCAGAAAGUUCUCGAGGGGGUGCCAGGGCGAAUCUGCCUUACACUGGAUUUAUGGUCCUCAUCCCGAACUACUGGAUAUGUGUUUGUUAGAGGCCAGUUUGUUGAUAGUGAAUGGAAAAUGCACCAUAAGCUGCUUAAUGUGAUCAUGGAGCCUUAUCUCGACUCUGAUACUGCUUUCAGCCAUUCUGUCGCUGCAUGCCUGUCCGACUGGAAUAUGGACGGCAAGUUAUUCUCUGUAGCUAUAAACCAACAGCUGAGUGAUGGUGCAAUUGAUAAUCUUCGAGCAUUGCUGUCGGUUAAGAACCCCUCGGUUCUUGGUGGCCAGCUGUUGUUGGGAAAUUGCCUCGCACGAUCCCUAAGUAACAUUGUCCAGGAUGUAUUAGCUUCGGUUCAGGGCAUUGUUAAGAAAGUUAGGGACAGCGUCAAGUACGUUAAGACUUCAGAAUCUCGCGAGGAGAAGUUUGUCGACCUAAAGCAGCAACUUCAAGUGCCUAGCUCGAAGACACUUUCCAUUGACGUCCAAACUCAGUGGAACACGACUUAUGAAAUGUUGUUGGCUGCGUCUGAAUUGAAGGAAGUCUUCUCUUGCUUGGAUACUUCUGAUCCCGACUACAAGGACGCCCCCUCGGCUGAAGAUUGGAGGCAAAUUGAGAUUCUGUGCAGUCAUCUAAAACCACUCUUCGACACAGCCAAUCUUCUGACCACCGGAGCUACUCCGACAACAAACGCUUAUUUCCAUGAAGCAUGGAAGAUUCAGUUAGAAUUGGCGCGCGCAGCAACCAGCGAAGACCCCUUUGUGAGUUCUCUGACCAAGCUUAUGCAAGAGAGGUUCGAUAAAUACUGGAAGAGUUGCUGCUUUAUUCUAGCGCUUUCUGUGGUUAUGGAUCCCCGGUUCAAAAUGAAGCUCGUUGAGUUCAGUUUCUCAAAGAUAUACGGCGAGGAGGCUGCCUCAUAUGUCAAAAUAGUCGAUGACGGCAUCCACGAGCUAUUUCUCGAAUACGUAGCUCUCCCGCUGCCCCUAACUCCGGCAUAUGCCGAAGAAGCCAAUGGAAUGGGCGCCGCCAAGCCUGAGGAUGCUCAAGGAAUGGAAAUCUCAGGCAAUGGUCUUGGACUCACAGAUUUCGAUGUUUAUAUCAUGGAAACGACGAGCCAGCUAUCCAAGACUGAAUUAGAUCAGUAUCUGGAAGAGUCCCUUUUGCCGCGAGUGCACGAAUUCGACGUGAUCGGGUGGUGGAAGCUCAACCGGAUGAAGUAUCCGACGCUCUCGAAAAUGGCUCGGGAUAUUCUGUCGAUCCCUGUUUGUACAGUGCCUGCAUCCUCCGUAUUCGAUACGGUUCAGAAGGAGAUGGACAGUUACCGGUGUUCUCUUCGACCCGAGACGGUGGAGGCGCUGAUAUGUGCCAAGGACUGGCUUCAGUCGGGGAAAGUCGAGGCUCCGGCCCCUGCCUUGAAGAUGGAUCUCCCGAUCUAGCGAUGUCGAACAAUGGGUAAAAUCUUAGAUAUAGGAAGGGAAUGUUUAUUUGUGAUAGACAUGACAUGACAUGACAUGAUUUGUGUUGGUUGUUUGUUGUAUAAUAUUGGGAUUGUGGAGAUUGCAUGUAACAACAACAUAUUCUA